This is a messenger RNA of Drosophila elegans, 601 nucleotides long. RefSeq lists its product as uncharacterized. NCBI's taxonomy places the organism in Eukaryota, Metazoa, Arthropoda, Insecta, Diptera, Drosophilidae. The record is from RefSeq and is a predicted model, not a curated record. The coding region runs from base 24 to 497 and encodes 157 amino acids. The transcript is spliced from 2 exons.
UUAAAAAUCUCAGAGCGUGCAUAAUGCAGUUCCUCAGAACUUUGUGCUUCAACGUGGCUAUAACUUUCAUGGUAGUUGCCGUUAUCGGCGACUCAACAUGCAAUUUGUGCCAACAAAAUCAUGUGAAGUGCGUGAAUGAGACCCACUUCAGUUUGUGCCUGGACAGCGUUUCACCGGACCAGGUGAUGCAGUGUCCCGAUGACCAGGUCUGCACCAGCUAUGCCAAAUUCUGCAUGCCCAGGGGAGUGGUUCCACCUUCCUGUGGCUCGGAUGCCGUCGUAAAUUGUCCCUCCUGCGAUGGAUCAUCCCUGUUUGUCUGCACCAGUCGAACCACCUUUCAGAUGUGCGAUGGGGAUAAACUUUCCAGCCAAAUCACAAAGUGCAAGGAUAACACCUUUUGUGCCAUAGGUCAAGGGCAAUUUUGUGUGGAUCGCUGCAAAGCAAUGAAUUCAGGUACUGGUCUUCAGUGCGAUAGAGAGUCACCUUUGCAGGGAUAAGUAUUGAAUCCAUCUGUAAAACUAUCAAGGGGAAUAGUAAUUUAAUUGUUACAGAAUAUUUAAUAUUGUGAAAAUUAAUAAACCCCUCUGGACUUUAAAAUAUA